This is a messenger RNA of Brienomyrus brachyistius, 1460 nucleotides long. Its product is annotated as zona pellucida sperm-binding protein 3-like. Lineage: Eukaryota; Metazoa; Chordata; Actinopteri; Osteoglossiformes; Mormyridae. The coding region runs from base 214 to 1194 and encodes 326 amino acids. Gene Ontology annotation, biological process: positive regulation of acrosome reaction; binding of sperm to zona pellucida; egg coat formation. The transcript has 9 exons. Gene Ontology annotation, molecular function: acrosin binding. Gene Ontology annotation, cellular component: extracellular matrix. The record is from RefSeq and is a predicted model, not a curated record.
CAGGUUGGCGUAGGGGCUCCCCAGGUGGCGUCGGCCGGCUUCCAGGUUGGCGUAGGGGCUCCCCAGGUGGCGUCGGCCGGCUUCCAGGUUGGCGUAGGGGCUCCCCAGGUGGCGUCGGCCGGCUUCCAGGUUGGCGUAGGGGCUCCCCAGGUGGCCUCGGCCGGCUACCUGAGCAAGCAAGUUGCUCCUGCUCUGGUUAAAUCUGUGACUGGAAUGCAAGUGAACCCUGAUAGUGUGAGGGUUGUAUGUGGGGAGGAUUCGGUUAUGGUGGAUGUGCUACGAGACCUUCUAGCUAUUGGCCAGCUGAUCAAUGCUUCAGACAUCACUUUUGGUGGCUGUGCACCCAUUGGGCAGGAUGCUUCUGGCACAGUGAGGUUUCAGUCUGUGCUGCAGGGCUGUGGAAGUACACUGAUGAUGACUGCUGAUGCCCUGGUUUACAGCUUUGCAUUGAUCUACACCCCCAGUGGUAUUAAUGGCAGCCCCAUUGUGAGGACCAAUGGUGCUGUGGUUGGCAUUGAGUGUCACUAUUUGAGGAAACAAAAUGUGAGCAGCAAUGCCCUGGUGCCAACAUGGAUCCCCUACUAUGCCACAAUGGUGGCUGAGGCACAACUGAAUUUCUCACUGAGGCUGAUGGAUGAUGCAUGGCAGAAUGAGAGGGCCUCCAACGUGUACUUCCUGGGAAGUGUCCUGAACAUUGAAGCCUCUGUCCUUGUGGGCAACGGUCAGCCCCUGCGUGUCUUUGUGGACAGCUGUGUGGCCACCUUGGUCCCUGAUGUGACCUCUGUCCCAAGCUAUGCCAUUGUGCAGAACUCUGGGUGCCUGACUGAUGCCAAGGUGACAGGAUCCCGCUCCCAGUUCCUGCCCAGGAAGCAGGAUGACAAGCUGCAGCUUCAGCUGGAUGCUUUCAGGUUCUCUCAGGAUGGCAGGAGCUCGCUGUACAUUACUUGCAGCCUGAGAGCAACAGUGGCUUCUGUGCCUGUGGAUUCCCAACACAAGGCUUGUUCCUUCUCUCUCACUGCUAACAGGUGGGUGUCUGUGGAUGGGAAUGACCAGGUGUGUGGCUGCUGUGACACCAGCUGUGGGCUUGCAGUGGGCAGAGCUGUUAGCACUCAGACUGUGAAACUGGAUAACAUCAUGGAGAAGCUCACAGCUUUGCAAAACUUAUUGGAUGGCAGAGACCAGCGUGGACAUUAGCGUGGACAUUAGUGGAGCUGGAAAUUACAGCUUCUCGUACGGAAACCCAAACAACCCUAUUCUAUCAGGUUUUGGCUCCCCCCAAUCAGCACUGGCCUCGGCCAAGGCCGCUGCUGAACUAACAACUCCCCCUGAAGAACAAGGCAGUGAGACUCUCUUGCAUUCCUCUCCCCCGAUCCCAAGGACUUACCGCACCCUCCCCCCCAUCCAACGCCUUCGCCGCUUCAUACCCCCAGCGUGAACAGGCGGGUCUGUUGACCAGCGCC